AUGGGGUCAGGAGUGGAGAUUUCGCCAGGCGCAGAGCACCAACAACCAGUCGCCACCGCCGGAGAGCAUGUUGAUGAAUAUGCAUCUGCACACUCUUCCGCACCAGAUACGACGCCGCCUGCCCGCUCCACUUCUACAUCCACGAAACGCGUGACCGAUGCACCCCCGUUCUGGUCGAGCAAUGCGCGCCACUCUCGCAGCAUAAGCACCGCGAGCUACCACUCACUGAACCAGACCAGGCCGCCCGCCAUUGUCUUGGAGGAUCACUCCGAUGACGGCCACCUCCAAGCUCAGUCAUGCUGGGCCAGAGCUGUGAGCAUAGAUGAAUACGUCGUCGUCUCGGGACCCACUGGCAUUGGCGCAUAUGUCGUGUGGCACUGUACGGUGAGCACGCUAAAGGGUGGCGAUUUAAGCAUUCGGAAAAGAUACUCCGAGUUCGAUCGGCUAAGAGAGGAUCUCGUGAGGGCGUUCCGUCAUGCCGAGGCCAUGAUACCUGAGCUGCCACGAAAGAGUGUCGUGUCGAGGUUCCGACCGAAGUUUCUCGACCAGAGGCGUGAUGGACUGUCGCACUUCUUGAACUGCGUGCUACUCAAUCCGGAAUUCGCAUCCUCACCUAUCCUCAAGGACUUCAUCUUCUAUUAG
Messenger RNA from Fulvia fulva, 642 nucleotides. RefSeq names its product PX domain-containing protein. Gene Ontology annotation, molecular function: phosphatidylinositol-3-phosphate binding. The record is from RefSeq and is a predicted model, not a curated record. Bases 1 to 642 code for a protein of 213 amino acids. NCBI's taxonomy places the organism in Eukaryota, Fungi, Ascomycota, Dothideomycetes, Mycosphaerellales, Mycosphaerellaceae. Gene Ontology annotation, cellular component: endosome. The transcript is spliced from 3 exons.